This is a messenger RNA of Nicotiana tabacum (common tobacco), 1053 nucleotides long. NCBI's taxonomy places the organism in Eukaryota, Viridiplantae, Streptophyta, Magnoliopsida, Solanales, Solanaceae. The record is from RefSeq and is a predicted model, not a curated record.
AUGAGUAUUGGAUCUGCUAUACAGAGUGGGAUUCUAGGAGGUGCACCUGUAGGCAUGGACAACAGUGCACUGGACCUCUCCAGUAGCAUGGUGAAGGGGAUUGGUAGACUCAAAGGAGGUCUCUACAUCUUCAAUCCUUCAGCACCUGCUAUUCUUCUCCAAUUGUGUUACAGUUUCACAUCAACCAAGUUCAAGCUUUCUGUGGAUGUUGUCUUCAAGGAAGGGAUAUUUCCUUUCAAAUAUUCUAAACACAGGUUCCUAGUGAUUCCUAAUCCAACUCCUAGUCAUCUUGUUUCAGAUAUAUUCCUCCCUUCCAACAUAGAACCAGAACCUUCUACCAUUAAUGAACCAGAAUUCACUAUACCUGAUCCUUCAAAUGAUUCAAUAGAUUCACCUGCUUCUUUCUCUAAUUUUCCUGCUAUCUCUCCUAUUAUCCCUACUCAUUCCUCCUCCUCUAUUCCUACUUUGCUUGCAGAAUCAUCAUCUGACAUUCCUGAUGAAUCAAACUCACACUCAAGUGCUAUCCCAGUUACCUAUCCCACACAAGUUAGUAAGUCAGGUAGGGUCUCUAAGCCUCCUAUCUGGCUGACUGACUAUGUACGUCCUUCCCUACCUUCUACUUCUACUUCCACUUUAUCCCUCUAUCCUAUACAUCAGUUCAUUUCCUAUUCUCAUCUUUCACCUACUUUUCAAUCCUACCUAGCCUCUUUUUCUUUUGACAUUGAACCAACAUCUUUCUCACAAGCUAUGGCUAUGAAACUUGAGAUUGAGGUAUUAGAACAAAAUAACACUUGGGAGGUAGUGAAUCUACCUCCUGGCAAAGUCCCUAUACGAUGUAAAUGGGUGUACAAAAUUAAAUACAAUGCUGAUGGCAUAGUGGAAAGGUUCAAGGCAAGGCUAGAAGCAAAGAGCUAUACUCGGCAGGAAGGGAUUGACUUUCAUGAUACCUUCUCACCUGUGGCCAAAAUGACUACAAUAAGGACUGUUAUUGCAGUUGCUGUACUCAAACAAUGGUCAAUAUAUCAAAUGGAUGUACAUAAAUUUGAAUGGUGA